GAUCAAUAUUUGCACUGCUUUCGUACUGAUCUGCAGUGGACCUACUUCGUCCUGUUUGCUCAUUUCAAACAUCAUACCAGCUAGGCUUCAAUGUCUUCGACUACUCGAGGAACCAUCAGGAUCUUCAACUCGAUAGACAAUAGCCUCGAAUUCGCAAAUUCGUAACCGCACAUCCGCCACCACGACCCCGGCUCAUACCUAUAAGUAUUAUCAGCACGGGACACUUAAUUCUGCCCUUUGCGUUCGCUGGCCAGGGACUGACAUGGACACCUCGAGGACUCUUGCUACGCAAUGUGCCAAAAUAAUCUACUAUCUUCACCGAUUUCAAUGGGUUUUUACCCGUGAUUAGAGAGCACUGGACUCUUCCUGCCGAUUUUUUCGGCGACCUGAGUCGAAUUGUUGUGCAUGAUCCAGGUGUACUGGAUGCUCCCUUGUACCUGCUCGCUUGCGUCGUCGUAAUAAGGCUGGGCUAAGCUUGAUGUUUCAACGUUCGCCUUGGAUUAUGAACUCACGAGUCGCUGUUCUCCGCACAUUUGUGAUUCUGGUGCCAGGGACCGACUCCAGCAUGAAUUGAAUGCUGAAGCGCUGAGAUCUGAGACCCGGGUCUGCGGUAACUUGACAUCGGAUGCAAGGGAUACUACUCGACCUCGGUAUUCAUCCUGACUUUUUCCCUUCGCAUUCCCCCCCCUCUGUUCUUCAUUCGCCGGAUGACUUGACCGACAGUUCCUCACCUUCAUAGACAUUUUUUUUCGCCCCUCCGCUGCACAUUUGAAAGCAAUAUCACUCGAAACGGGUUUCUAGUCGACCGCCGAUGAACUAGGCGCCGGUACCCGAACCUCGAAGUUGGCUUACCAAGCCCCUAACGCAUACAAAUCCCCAUGGUCAUGACUCCAAUAUAGCGAGGCGCGAGUCGUGCCUGAUCUAUCUGCUGUACGCUUAAGCCUUCAAGCUCCAAGAUCCGCUCAAAAGGCCAACAUGUCCAACGAUUUUCAAGAGGAAGACAUCCCGCCUACGGGAAGGGACUCGUUCCCAUGUUUUCGUAGCGGACUGAACAACCCAAUUAGCCGCAGAUUCAAGUUGGCCAUAUCGUGAAAUAGCGAAACCUGGAAGGUCCGGUGCUCCAGGGAGAAGAUGAUGCACAGUCCUGCCAUGUUUUUUGGGGUUCAUCCUCACAUUUAGGGUGUUUUACAGGUCGUGCUGACUGUGUUGUACAUAACAACACAAAAUUGUGGCCCUUAGUGCACCCACCGAUCGACGCCUGGAUUGAAUUUUAGAAUUAUGCGUUCUCCCGUCAGUUUCAAGCUGAAGGAAGGAAGUCGAUCAAAAUAUGUGCCGGGCACUUCUACUUACUCAACCCUGAAUGAACGUCAAGAUAUCUCUAAAUCUCUGAUCACAAGGCCGAAGGGGUCAAAUAUUGGCCCGCAUUGCGAAACGAGGACGACGUAGAAAAUUGGAGUUUGAAUUUCCUCACAAAUACUCUCGCAGGGAUAAAAUCGCUGCAAAGCAUGAAAUGUGGUGACCGCGUUACGUUCGUAAAAGCAUGCAUUGCGAGUAUUGGACGCCUGUUUGAGAAUGUUGGAGAGUGUUCUGGCCCCAUGGUGAAUCUCUUUUUCCUCCAACUCAAAUGAACCUUGAGAAGGGAGGUUAACUUAUCUUCACGUGCCAGCGGUGAAACGUGCACUCUCGAUAUCAGCACAUCGAGAGAAUUCUUCUCGCCUUCACGGCGGUCACUCCGGACUUCAAUGUCGCAGCUCACACCCACGCCGCCUCUGGCCCGUGGUCUGACGUGAACCCUUAGACCAGGUUGUGUUUUCUGCGCCACUGUAGGCUGACCACCCAGAAGAGGUUUUCAUUUCCGGGAAGCAGGUAUCUACCAUCGUGCAUACCAUGAGGAGCGUGCGCGACCUCGGAUAAUGAAUCUGGCUAGCUCGCCUUAUUGAGCGAUCUUAAGGGUCCGAAAAGUUAUAUGACAUUGCGCCCAGGUAUUAAUAUGCUUUCGACGUCGAUUUCCACAAGCAUAGUGGUCCUACCUCCUCUUCCUCCUCGCAUUCACUACUUGCAGUUUUUUACUGCCUAUGGCUCCAACGCCUAGCAUCAAACAAACUCGACACCAAAAUUGGUACAAGGUUCUCGGAGUCCGAAACGAUGCCAGCAAAGACGAUAUAAAAACAGCAUACAAGAAACUUGCACUUGUAUGGCAUCCAGAUCGUCAUGUAGACGAUAAAAAUCUAGCCAUAACCAAGUUCGCUGAGAUAAACAACGCAUACCGUGCUAUAAUGUUAGAAAGGCACAUUGCUUCAGUUAAAGCAAGAGAAGAAGCCAAUAACCCUCAAUCUUCCGAAACGCGGCCACCUUUAUUGUCGCGUCCUACAUUCAGUACAAUCAACUCUCGUCGUUCAUCAUCCUCAACCACGGUCGGAAGCUUUACUUCUUCUCGCCAAUCGAGUUUCGAAUCUGUCUCUACUCCCCCUUCCACACCCCGGUUCCUCUCGCGCACGGGAUCGAGAAAUGUCGACGGUGGUUUCAUGACCUAUUUCGACCGCCCGAUAACACUACCCAUCCGAACUUUUACGAUCACUCCUCCGGCGCAGUCGAUAGAUGUGACACUGUCGGAUUUGAUGCCUACCCCAAUCACACCGAUUACACCAACAACGCCUCGACUGGGCGAUGCCACAAUGUCACAAAUUCCCGAAAAUGUCUCUCAGGCUGAAAGUCCACAGAACGAAUCUAACGUACAAUCCGAUCUAGCUUCUUCCUCUCAAACACUCCAGCCUGUACAUGUCACAACCCCAAAGAUAUACCACCCCGCGAAACCCAAAGCUCCCCGUAAAAUUCGACGAGGACAAAAUUUCCCCGAGGGAUUACCUCACUUGGCAUCCCUCGGUGUCGGUACAUCUAAAGAAUGGAAAUAUUCUUUACUCCUGACUCUGGAGGAGUUGUUUUCUGGGAAAACAUGUCAUCUUCGUAUCGCUCGUUGCCUUCUCAACGGCAGCCAAGUCGACCUUGUUCUCGACGUACACGUCCCUGCGGGUAGUCUUCCUGGAACGAAGAUUCUAUUUCCUGGAGUUGGACACGAACGACCUGAUCGUAGUUUCCAAGACAUCAGCUUCGUAAUCCAACAACUUGCUCAUGACCGGUUCUCUCGCGUAGGAGAUGAUCUCGUCAUGGAUGCCCAACUACCUUGGAGCGACAAGGACGGAGUCAUAUGUUUUUCUGGGAUCGAUGGAAAUUCGGGAUCGAUUCAAAUCGACCGGCAGAACGAUAACAAGCGAAGUAAUGGAAGCACCAUUGUUUACGGUGCUGGAAUGCCCAAAGUCCACGGAAAUGAAGUUCUGUGUCGUGGCAAUCUAGUCAUUCGAUGGUCGAUUGGUCCUCCUCCUGCCUCGCUUUGGCGCUCGUUUACAAUGGCCUUACGCUUCAGAAAAUAG
Marasmius oreades (fairy-ring Marasmius) is the source of this 3428-nucleotide messenger RNA. RefSeq lists its product as uncharacterized. Gene Ontology annotation, molecular function: protein-folding chaperone binding. Lineage: Eukaryota; Fungi; Basidiomycota; Agaricomycetes; Agaricales; Marasmiaceae. The transcript has 15 exons. Gene Ontology annotation, cellular component: cytosol. The coding region runs from base 2076 to 3428 and encodes 450 amino acids. The record is from RefSeq and is a predicted model, not a curated record.